CUUAUUAUCUCGAGAUCCCGACUUAUUAUCCCGACUUAUUAUCUCGAGAUCCCGCGACAUUUCUGAAAAAUCGCGAGUUACUUUUUUUGGGGGGAAAGGCAUGUUUUUAUGCGGUAAACGUGGGGGAGUGUGUCUACAUUGAUUAUGGAGGACGACUUAUAUCAUUUUCUGCGGUCCAGAGAUGUCCCAGAGGAGGAUAUCAUGCACAUGCAAAGAGACAAGGUAAAUAUAAUCGCAUAAAACAUUGUUUGAUAAAUAUCCGCUCAGUGAAAAACUACGUUUGAUAGCCUUAGCUAAGAACCGCUUUGUAUUUUAUCAAGAAAAACUUGUUUUAUCUGUUAAAGUUUGACCACACAUUCUACAAUUUGUCUUCAAAAAAGGGGGUUACUAUGGCAACGGCACAACAAAUUAUGCGACCCAUAACUAGCAGCGAUAGUGCUACACAAGAAGUCUUCGCAUGGCUUUCUGAAAUACAACUAUUACUAUAUAUAUAUAUAUAUAUAUAUAUAUAAAGAUGUGGAUGUCUUUAUUCUAAUUAUUUUUUUAUUUUUUAUGUCUCCAGGUGGACAAGGCUGUGCUGUCUAUAAUGACAGACGAACAGAUGACCAAUUACAUCACUUCAUAUGGUGACAGAAUAGCAGUUCUGUCUUUUUGUCAGCAAAGUACACUUAUUGCAGAAAAAGAUACUCUUCUCCAGAACUUAAGAGAUAAAAUUGGAGCACGGAAAAUGAGAUCUAGGACCAAAAGAGCUGUUUGUAGCACAUCUGGUUUGUUCCAAAUGCAAGGGGUGGAGAUGGCAAGAGGAAGAAGUAAGGCAGCAGGGAGGACUUCGAGAAAAAUUGAAAUUGGGUGGCUUCAUUUUCACAUUGAUGAAUACCAACAAGUGAGAACAAGAAAUGGUGGAGGAACGAGGCAUGCAACAGUGGAUAAAAGUACAACUGUUUCUCAAAUUCUUGAAAUGGGAAAGGAGCUUUUUUUUCCAGAUGGGACCUCCACCAAAGGGGUAAUUGAAGACUUUCUUUUUGAAGUUUGUGACUUCAAAAAAAAUCUGAUUUCUUUAGAUGAAACAGUCGGAAAUCUUUAUGAAAAAACCAAGCUGAAGCUUUUACGGUUUUACAUGUGCACAAAGAAAGAAGAAACAGUUCAGUAUUCAUCUGAAGAAGAUUGUCAAAGUCCUGAACAACCAAAUGACAUGGAUUCAACCCCAACAGCUAGAAAAGGAUCUUUUGGUGAAAUGGAGGAUUGUGAUGAUCAAACUUUGAAUCACCUAGACUCUUCCUACAACCAUUCUGGAGUUGUUGAUUUUACAGAUCCACCUCAUUCUGGAUCCACACCUCGGCAGCCCCAGCCCUUCAGCUCUGAAAAUUCUGGAUCUGUUCCACACAUGGAUGAGGGAGACACGGUUGUAUGGAAUCCUGAAGAGGACCUAAUUGGAUUGGAUGAUGACAGUGACAUAGUCGUUGUAACACUAAAUUAUGACAACACUGAAGAAGUUGUACAGGACGAUCUCAGCAGUCCCUUUGGACACGGUUCCCCGAUACUGUUGCCUUCAGCCAGGAGUCUCUUCUCAUCACAAAUGCAAACCAGUAAUAUGGAGGCAGGACAAACUGGCCAGGACUCUGGCUUGAUUCCACCCGAAGAUUCUCACCCAAGUUCAAGCGGUCUACUGCCCCAAUCUGUUUCAGCUGGUAACUCAGAAAAUCUAGCAAACCAUCUACAUGUGUCAAUUCGCAGGAUCAAGGUUGUGGAAGAUCUUUUGGCUGUGUUUAUGGAAAACAACCUUUUGAAUCAGACUUUAAAAAUGGAGUUUGUGAAUGAAAGAGCAAUCGAUGAUGCUGGGGUAUCAAGGGAGGUUUACACUGCAUUUUGGGAGCAGUUUUUGGAACAGUGUGAGGGUGAAACAGAGCGAGUUCCCAGGUUGAGGCCUGACUUUUGUGAGUCUGAAUGGCAAGCCAUUGGACACAUUUGGGUCAAAGGAUUUCUAGACCAUGGAGUCAUUCCAGUGAGGCUAUCGAAAGCUUUCAUUUUAGCUUGUGUCCAUGGAAUUGAAUCAGUGGAUGAUGAUGUAUUGAUCCCAUCAUUUCUCAACUACCUCCCUCUAGUAGAGAGAUCAGCUGUUGAGAAGGCUCUACAGGGCACCAUGGAUCAAGGUGAUGAAGAGGACUUGCUAGACCUCUUCACAAGGAUGGGGUCCCACUUCCUGCCUCCCAAUGAGAACAUUCAGCAGGCCAUUGAAACCAUGGCUCACAAGGCAAUUCUUCAAGAGCCAAAGUAUAUAUUGGAUUGCUUCUCCACAUCCAUGGCAUGUGUACAAGUGGAACUUGCUGACAAGAAAAGUCUGUUGUCUUUGUAUGAAAAAAAGAAGGCCUCAGGUAAAAGACUGUUACAGCUGUUUGAAUCAGCAAAUGUGACGCUGUCCCAGAGAGAACAGACAACCUUUAACCACCUUCAACGUUUUGUAAAAAAUGCUGAUGAAGACAAGGCCGAAAAAAUACUGCGUUUCUGCACCGGCUCUUCUGUAAUCUGUGUUGACAAAAUUCUCAUUUGUUUCAACACUGAAACCGGGCUUAAUAGAAGGCCUGUUGCUCGCACCUGUGGAGCUACCCUAGAACUUCCUUGCACUUAUAGUUCUUACCCAGACUUUCGCACAGAGUUCGACAACAUCCUCUCCAGUAAUUACUUUGAAAUGGACAUAAUUUGAAGUUGAUGGGAGGUAUUUACAGCACCUUUUUGUUUUGGUUGGAAAUUUUGAAUGCAGUUUUUUUUUUUUCUAAAUUUCAUAUUUAAA
This is a messenger RNA of Xiphophorus hellerii (green swordtail), 2788 nucleotides long. RefSeq lists its product as uncharacterized. The coding region runs from base 587 to 2701 and encodes 704 amino acids. The transcript is spliced from 3 exons. Lineage: Eukaryota; Metazoa; Chordata; Actinopteri; Cyprinodontiformes; Poeciliidae. Gene Ontology annotation, molecular function: ubiquitin-protein transferase activity. The record is from RefSeq and is a predicted model, not a curated record.